UAUAUAGCAUAUAACUAAUUCUCAUUACAUACACAUACAUAACCCCUUUAUUUCUCUAUCACAAAAUCCAUAUUAUAUAGCCAGAAUUUUAACUUUACCAUGUCUUUCUCGAUCCAAUUGCCUUUGGUUUUGUUCUUUUCUUCCCUCUUCAUCCAUGUAUCUUUCGGGGAGGUUGUAUGUGAGGAGUUGGCAAAUGAAGCAUGUGCGUUCUCAAUAGCAUCUUCAGGGAAGAGGUGUUUGUUGGAGACGCGGAGGGCGGGCGGUGGCAGCGUGGAGUACCAGUGCCGGACGUCAGAAGUGGUGGUAGAGAGGAUGGGGGAUUACAUAGAGACAGACGAAUGUGUGGAGGCGUGUGGGGUUGAUAGGAAGUUUGUUGGCAUUUCAUCAGAUGCAUUCUUGGAGCCUCAAUUCAGUGCCAAACUUUGCUCACCACCUUGUUACGUAAAAUGUCCCAACAUUGUUGACCUUUACUUCAAUUUGGCUGCUGGAGAGGGGGUGCUUUUGCCAGAACUGUGUGAGAAGCAAAGAAUGAACCCUGGACGUGCAAUGUUUGAGCUUCUAAGUUCUGGAGCUGCAGCACCUGGCCCUCUUUCUGGUUUCUCGGAGGACAUAAAAGCAGCAUCUGCCCCAUCUCCAUUAUAAACAUCAUUUCUAUUUGGUCCUUAGAAAAAACAUUCACUUUGUAUUUGAUGAAGGGAGAGUGUAAAUUGAGAGAGCUAUUAUAUUACCAUAUACUACUAGAGGAUAUGUAGUGAGUAUGAGUUCUUUAUUAUGGGUUGGUUGGGUUCAGUUGAUGAAAUAUUAUAAUAAUCUUUAUACAAAAAAACAGUGAUGACCUGAGUAUAU
Molecule: messenger RNA, 846 nt
Organism: Arachis stenosperma
Lineage: Eukaryota; Viridiplantae; Streptophyta; Magnoliopsida; Fabales; Fabaceae
Exons: 3
Coding region: 100-642 (180 amino acids)
Source: RefSeq, a predicted model, not a curated record